This is a messenger RNA of Blepharisma stoltei, 660 nucleotides long. The record is from the annotation of a GenBank genome assembly. NCBI's taxonomy places the organism in Eukaryota, Ciliophora, Heterotrichea, Heterotrichida, Blepharismidae.
AUGUCUGCACUUAUGAAAGCCUAUGAAGAAUGUUUUAGAACAUCACUUUAUAAUAUUACGAAAAAAGAAAGCAGUAAUUUAUGUAUUUACAACAUCGAAAGCCAAAGCAGAGAAUUCAAAAUCUUAAAAACUUCAAUGCAGCUAGACUUUUAUGCAUGCGUGGCUCAGCUUCCAAAUGGUAAAUUAUUCUGUUUUGGUGAUUUUCCAGUUUCUGGUAUAACACUGUUAAUUGAUUUAAAUGGUGGAAUCCAGCAGUUGCCAUCUGGAAAUAAAAUUUAAUAAAUUUUUUUUAUCAAUUUUGUACUUUUUCCUGCACUUAUAUUUUUUUGAAAUUUUGACAAUCUAUUUUUUAUUUUUUCAUUGCGUUAAGCAAAACCGAAUAUAAUAGUACCCAUCUGGAACCCCUUGCUUUAAUUCAUCAGCUAUACUUUUUUAAUGAGUAAACAUUUAUUGAAUCUCAUUGCAUAAUAGCCUUUUCUGCAAAAACCAUUUUACUAUUGAUCAAAUAAAUGAUAUUCUCUGUUAAAAAGUUGCAACAUACUGCCAAAUAGUUGUUUAUAUGAUAUACUAAUUGGAUAAAUGUAAGUUUCGUGAGGUGUGCACAAAAAUUUCAAAUAUACUAUAUCUAUUUCAACAACAAUAUUUAUUGCUUUGGGGUAA